This is a messenger RNA of Lachancea sp. 'fantastica', 1185 nucleotides long. Lineage: Eukaryota; Fungi; Ascomycota; Saccharomycetes; Saccharomycetales; Saccharomycetaceae. The record is from the annotation of a GenBank genome assembly.
AUGGAUGCACAGUUUGCUUUCUUGGAUAUCAAGAUUGGAACCAACCCCAUAGGACGCAUUGUCAUCGAGCUCUUAUGGGACAAAGCUCCAAAAACAUGCAAAAACUUCCAGGAACUAUGCUCAAAUGGUUUUGAGAUCAACAACGAACGGUUUACCUACGAGAACAACUGCUUCCACCGGAUUGUAAAAACUUUCAUGAUUCAGGCGGGAGACGUCGUGUAUGGUAAGGAUGGUCAAAAUUGUACGAAAUCCGCUGAAAUAGGAAAAGGUGGAUGCUCCAUCUAUGCUCAGGAAGAUGAAUUCCGUUCAACAGAGUCGCCAGAUGGUAUAAGAUGCUACGGGAAUUUCGCAGAUGAAAAUCUCGGAGAGUUCCCCGAUUCAUUCAUCGUUGCCAUGGCCAAUAUGGGAACAGAAAAUUCAAAUAGCUCGCAGUUCUUUAUCACAACGCAGAGCGCGCCACACUUGAACGAAAAGCACAGCAUAUUUGGUAAAGUUUUGCACGGAAAAUCUGUUGUGCGCACUGUAGAACGUUCCAAAGUGGACUCUGAUGGAUUUCCCGAAGAGCCAGUUUUUAUCGAAAAUUGUGGACAAUGGCAGAAGUCUAUGGGUAUUCCACUUUUCAAUGCAUCCAAUGAUCCGAUCGGUGGUGACAUCUAUGAAGAGUUUCCGGAAGAUGACCUGAAUUUUGAUCAAGAAUCAGCGGAACAAGCUUUUAAAGCUUCUGAAAUUAUGAAAAACUCGGGCUCUCUCUUGUUCAAACAGAGAAAUUUCAAGGAUGCACUCUUCAAGUACAAAAAGUCUUUGCGUUACGUUAACGAAUUCGUUCCUGAGCCAGAUGUCAGUCAAGAAUAUAACAUUAAAUUCACUGAUUUGAAGGCUAAACUUUAUCUUAACAUUUCGUUGGUUUAUCUCCAGCUCCAGCAGUUUGAAGAUUCUCUUACAUAUACGACUUUUCUGUUGGAAAUGCCCGGGUCCUCUCAACUCGACAAAGCCAAGGCUUAUUACAGACGUGGAAACUGCCAUUUUGCCAAGAAAAGGUUCGACAAAGCCCUGGCCGAUUACACGUCCUGUAAAGAACUCAACCCCGAUGACGAGGCUGUGGACAAAAAAAUUACCGAUUGCCAAGCCAAUUUGGACCGUAUCAAGGAAAAUACCAAAAGAAGUCUCGCAAAGUUUUUCGGCUAA